AUGUCGAGACCCUUCUUCUUCUCCCAGCCAUUCCGCUACAUGCGAUGGGCUUCCUACGAGAAGCCAGCUAUCUUCUAUUCCAUCGUUCUCGGCUCUCUCGGACCCGUAGCGCUCUUCACUCUUCCCCCUAUCAGACGAUACUUCGGUGACGUUGACCCCGCGGAAAUUCCUUUCUCAUAUCCAGUCCCUGCCGGCCCAAGAAAGAUACCUCAAGGAUACGAUGACGAGUAG
Molecule: messenger RNA, 231 nt
Organism: Trichophyton rubrum CBS 118892
Lineage: Eukaryota; Fungi; Ascomycota; Eurotiomycetes; Onygenales; Arthrodermataceae
Exons: 2
Coding region: 1-231 (76 amino acids)
Source: RefSeq, a predicted model, not a curated record